Molecule: messenger RNA, 855 nt
Organism: Acanthosepion pharaonis
Lineage: Eukaryota; Metazoa; Mollusca; Cephalopoda; Sepiida; Sepiidae
Source: the annotation of a GenBank genome assembly
AUGUUUUUCUCUUUUUUUGCGGUCCUUCUCAAUUUUUUCCAUUCUUCCUUUUACUUUUUUCUCUCUUUUCUUUUCUGUUUUCUUUCCAUUCCUCUUUUUAUCUUUUCUUUCUUUCCAUUCUUUCUUUCUUCUUUGGUAUUUAAAUUUAAAAAAAAUAAUGUUCUUCUUCUUCAUUUAUUUUCUCCUCCUUUAUUGUUCCUUUACAACUCUUUCUUUUCUCUCUUUACUUUUUCCUUUGUAGUUUUUAUCUUUUACUUUCUAUUGGAUGAUGUUCCUGAACUUCCUAUAUCAGAGUCGGCAGCAGCUGAACUGGAAGUACUUCAUGUUCAUAAGGUUUACAAUGAAAUAGCUGACCACUUUAGUAGUACCAGGCAUUCUCCGUGGCCAAAAGUCACUGAAUUUCUUUGUUCCCUCCCAAAAAGUUCUCUUGUUGCAGAUAUUGGAUGUGGCAAUGGUAAAUAUUUUGGCCUGAAUCCUUCCAUUUUCCAGAUUGGCUCUGACCGGAGUGAAAAUUUAGUCCAGAUUUGCAGGGAGAGGAACUUCCAGGCUUUUGUUGGUGAUAUUCUGGCCAUUCCUCUUCGGCCCAACACCUUUGAUGCUUCUAUUUGUAUUGCGGUCAUUCAUCAUCUCUCCACAAAGAAACGUCGACUGAAUGCUGUUCAAGAACUCUUGAGAAUAGUGCGUCCAGGUGGGAAAGUUUUGAUCCAGAAUCUAUCUCAGCCUCUAUCUAUCUAUCUAUCUAUCUAUCUAUCUAUCUAUCUAUCUAUCUAUCUAUCUAAAUCUGUAUCUAUCUACCUAUCUAAGUCUGUAUCUAUCUAUCUGCUAAUAGAUGAUAGUUUAUUAACAAUUAUCUAA